This is a messenger RNA of Eucalyptus grandis, 3729 nucleotides long. RefSeq names its product ABC transporter B family member 19-like. The record is from RefSeq and is a predicted model, not a curated record. Gene Ontology annotation, molecular function: ATP hydrolysis activity; ATP binding; ABC-type transporter activity. Gene Ontology annotation, cellular component: membrane. Gene Ontology annotation, biological process: transmembrane transport. NCBI's taxonomy places the organism in Eukaryota, Viridiplantae, Streptophyta, Magnoliopsida, Myrtales, Myrtaceae.
AUGCAGGUGGAGAGGAAGGAAACAGAAGUACUGGAGGACGUGAAGAAGAAGAGUGACCCGACAGGCUUGCCAUUUUAUAAGCUUUUGAAGUAUGCAGACACGCUCGAUUGGAUUUUAAUGGCUCUAGGGACCAUAGGAUCUGUCGUCCAUGGGAUGGCUCAACCAGUUGGAUAUUUGCUGCUCGGCAAAGCACUCGAUGCUUUCGGAAGUCAUAUCGACAACAAAGAUGGCAUUGUUCAUGCUCUGAAAAAGGUUGUUCCAUAUGUGUGGUACAUGGCCAUUGCAACCUUCCCUGCUGGAAUCCUAGAGAUUGGAUGCUGGCUGUACGCGAGCGAAAGACAAACAGCACGGAUUAGAUUAGAAUUCCUGAGAUCGGUCCUCAGACAGGAGAUUGGAGCUUUUGAUACUGAAUUGUCGAGUGGAAAAGUCAUUGCGGGAAUAAGUACUCACAUGAGCGUAAUCCAGGAUGCUAUCGGAGAGAAGCUGGGGCAUUUCCUUUCAUGCUUCGCCACAUUCUUUUCUGGAGUCUUGAUUGCCUUCAUUUGCAGUUGGGAAGUUUCACUGGUCACCUUGUUUGUAGUUCCCUUGAUUCUACUGAUUGGAGCCACCUACACCAAGAAAAUGAAUGCCAUCUCAGCUGCCAAAAUGAUUUACCUAUCCGAAGCUACUAGUGUUGUGGAACAGACCAUAUCUCAUAUAAAAACGGUCUUUGCAUUUGUCGGAGAGGAUGGCGCCAUCAGGUCAUUCUCAGACUGCAUGGACAAGCAGUCUGUCAUUAGCAGAGGAGAGGCACUGAUUAAGGGAGUUGGAACAGGAAUGUUUCAAGCAGUGACCAACUCCUCUUGGGCACUAAUCAUAUGGAUCGGAGCAAUCGUGGUCACUGCCGGAAGAUCUAGUGGAGGGAACGUCAUAGCAGCAGUCAUGAGCAUCCUCUUUGGAGCUAUCUCAAUCACUUAUGCUGCCCCAGACAUGCAAGUAUUUAACCAAGCAAAAGCAGCAGGAAAUGAAGUUUUCAAAGUGAUCCGGAGACAACCAACUAUUAGCAACGCUGCAGGGGUCGUAUUGAAGGAAAUCGAGGGAAACAUUGACAUAAGGAACAUUCACUUUGCUUACCCAUCCCGAGAAGAUAAGGUGAUUCUUCAAGGUUUUACGCUGUCAAUUCCAGCAGGAAAGACGGUGGCGUUAGUUGGUAGCAGUGGGUGUGGAAGCACAGUCAUAUCCCUAGUUGCAAGAUUCUACGAUCCAUCAAAAGGGGUCAUUCUCAUAGAUAACCAUAACAUCAAGGAUCUUGAUUUGAAGUGCCUCCGCCAAAAUAUUGGAGCAGUUUCCCAAGAACCAUCACUGUUUGCAGGCACUAUCAAGGACAACCUUAAAGUAGGAAAUUUGGAUGCAGAUGACCAACAAAUAGAGAAUGCAGCAAUGAUGGCAAAUGCACAUAAUUUCAUUUCACAGCUUCCAGAUAAGUACUCGACAGAGGUGGGGCAGAGGGGCUUCCAGCUGUCAGGGGGACAAAAACAAAGAAUUGCAAUAGCCAGAGCUGUUCUCAAGAAUCCUCCAAUACUUCUGCUCGAUGAGGCUACAAGUGCUCUUGAUUCGCAAUCUGAGAAGCUGGUUCAAGAGGCAUUGGAGAAGGCCAUGCAGGGAAGAACAGUGAUCUUGAUUGCGCACAGAUUGUCAACCAUCGUUAAUGCAGAUGAAAUUGCAGUCGUAGAGAAUGGACAGGUUAGGGAGACAGGAACGCACAGCACCCUAUUGGAUACCAGCGAAUUUUACAACAGCUUAUUCAACAUGCAAAACAUCAGUGUUGUUCGUGAUGAAAGAACUGAUAUAUCUUCGCAAGAUUAUGAAAUUGACCAACCCCAUGGCUCACCUAAAAGCAGAGUUUUAAGUGAAAAAGGCACAGAGAUAGAAGAAAGCCUCAGAGAAGAUCCUGAGCAAGAGGAGCACAAGAAAAGAUUAGAAGCAGUCCACUUCUUUAGAAUCUGGUUUGGGUUGAGGAGGACGGAACUUGUCAAGAUAGCCAUCGGCUCCAUUGCAGCCGGUUUCUCUGGAAUCUCAAAGCCUGUUUUUGGGUUCUUCAUCAUAACAAUAGGUGUAGCAUAUUACCAUAAACAUGCAAAGCGGGAAGUUGGAUGGUACUCGAUCGCAUUCUCCCUAAUAGGGUUGCUAUCAUUAGUCUCUCACAUCUUGCAGCAUUACUACUUUGGUGUGGUCGGUGAGAAGGCCAUGACAAACCUUAGAAAAGCUCUCUUUUCAGGUGUCCUGCGCAAUGAAUUCACUUGGUUUGAGAAACCUGAGAACAGCAUUGGGAUGGUUACUUCGCGAAUCAUCAAUGAUACAUCCAUGGUGAAAGUGAUAAUUUCUGAUCGCAUGUCGGUCAUUGUCCAAUGCAUCGCUUCUAUACUGAUUGCUACAGUAGUUAGCAUGAUUGUAAACUGGAGGAUGGGUCUAGUGACUUGGGCUGUGAUGCCUUGCCACUUAAUUGGCGGGCUCAUUCAAGCCAAGUCAGCCAAAGGAUUUGCCGGUGACUCUUCUGCAGCAUAUGGCAAAGUCGUUUCCCUAACUUCUGAGUCGGCAACAAACAUAAGAACUGUAGCAUCUUUUUGCUAUGAAGAGCAAAUUCUGAGGAAAGCCAAGUUAACGUUGGAAGUCCCAAUGAAAGAAAGCAGAAGAACCAGUAUCAAGUAUGGAAUAAUCCAAGGAUUCUCUCUGUGCUUAUGGAACAUUGCACAUGCAAUCGCGUUGUGGUACACCGCGGUCUUGGUCGAUAGAGGCCAAGCCACAUUUGAAAACGGCAUAAGAUCGUACCAAUUUUCUCUCACGGUACCUUCUAUUACAGAGCUGUGGACGCUGAUCCCCACCGUUUUAUCGGCCAUGAGCAUACUCACUCCUGCAUUCCAGACCCUUGACCGAAAAACUGAAAUCGAACCAGAUGCGCUGGAAAAUACACAUCACGGGAGGAUCAAAGGAACUGCUGAGUUCCAGAACGUCAAAUUCAAGUACCCAUCACGACCAGAAGUUACCGUUCUCAAGAACUUCACGUUGAAAAUUGAAGCUGGGACGAAGGUGGGUCUUGUCGGGCCAAGUGGUGCCGGAAAGUCCUCUAUUCUGGCCCUUCUGCUGAGGUUCUACGAUCCUAUCGAAGGAAAGGUGCUCAUUGAUGGGAAGGACAUAAAGGAAUACAACCUGAGAUGGUUGAGGACGCAAAUAGGAUUUGUGCAGCAAGAGCCCAUCCUCUUUAGCUCCUCCAUCAGAGAGAACAUCUGUUACGGAUAUUGCGGGGCUUUGGAAGCUGAAAUAAUGGAGGCGACGAGGCAAGCCAACAUACACGAAUUCAUCAGCAGUUUGCCCGAUGGCUACGACACUCUAGUCGGGGAGAAGGGCUGCCAACUUUCUGGGGGACAAAAGCAAAGAAUAGCCAUAGCAAGAACACUGCUGAAGAAGCCGGCAAUGCUGCUCCUGGACGAAGCCACAAGCGCCCUCGAUGCUGAAUCCGAAAGGAGUAUCGUGAGUGCUCUGGAGGCGGCAAACGAGUCCAAUAACUGUGGCCUCUUCUCCCGGACCACCGUAAUUACGGUAGCACAUCGGCUCUCCACCAUAGUCAAAUCAGACAGCAUCAUUGUCAUGGAGAAAGGCGAGAUCGUGGAGAUCGGUCCCCAUUCGACCCUGAUCAGAUCAGGCAGUGGAGUGUAUUCUCGACUGUAUAGGCUCCAGAGCUUGAAACAAUGA